This is a messenger RNA of Pecten maximus, 1331 nucleotides long. RefSeq names its product protein ANTAGONIST OF LIKE HETEROCHROMATIN PROTEIN 1-like. The transcript has 2 exons. NCBI's taxonomy places the organism in Eukaryota, Metazoa, Mollusca, Bivalvia, Pectinida, Pectinidae. The record is from RefSeq and is a predicted model, not a curated record. The coding region runs from base 85 to 789 and encodes 234 amino acids.
GGUUGGGCUGUUCCAGUGAAGUUCCGGAUGUGCUGAACAGAUACGCGAACCGAGUAAUUUGGAACAGGAAGUAGCACAUCCAAAAUGGCGGAUCCUGUGGAAACAGCGGCAGCACUUGUCAUCAUAGAAGAGCUUUUUGACUCUUCAGAUGACGAAGACUCCAGUGUCACGGUGCCAUUACAUUUUGGACUGAUAGCUUUAUCAAUGCCAGAUGAAAGAGCAAAGAUACGACGAUACGCAGAAGAAGUUAUCCCUAUGUACACAGAUGAAGUAUUCAGAAGAUUGUUCAGGAUGUCUAGAGAUACAUUUAGUGUUCUGGUAGAUUUCAUAACAGAAUGUCCCGAUUGGCAAAGACAUCACACAGGAGGAUAUGAUCCUAUACCCGUUGAUAAACAGCUAUAUGUCACAUUAUGGUAUUUAGGUGGCACAGACACUAUAAAUAAAAUAGCAGACCGCUUUGGAAUUGGUGAAGCGUCCGUCAUUGAAUGCCGAAAGAGGAUUAUAAAAACUAUCUUAAAUCACUUAAAAUCUAGGUUCAUAAAAUGGCCAAGUCCAGGAGAAAUGGCAGAAGAAGCUGAUGUGUUUUCACAAAGGAAUGGUUUUCCAGGUAUCAUUGGAGCGCUUGAUGGGACACACAUACACAUAAGUAAGCCAAAAGAUCAUCCCCAGUCCUAUUUCAACCGUAAAGGAUAUUACUCUAUCCAGAUGCAAGCUGUUUGUAGACACGAUAUGAGACUAACACGUUUUUGUUGGAUAUCCUGGCAGUUGCCACGAUGCACGUGUCCUUAAAAACUCAGACAUUUGGAACAAUGGGUUGCAACUCUGCAACAAUACUUACUGCAUUCUGGCUGAUGGAGCCUAUCCUAUCAGAGGAUGGUUACUCACACCUUAUAGAGACAAUGGCCAUCUCGGAAACCGUGAACGAAGGUAUAACCAUUACCAUUCAUCCUGUAGAGUCGUUAUUGAGAGGUCAUUUGGGCUACUGAAAGGACGAUUUCGACGUCUGCAAAACCUUCAGACAAGCAGUAUCAAAACUGCAUGUCAGAUAAUUAUGGCUAGUUCUGUGUUGCAUAAUAUAUGCAUUUUACAAAAAGAUGAGGUCAGUGAUUUCCUGGAGGAAGAUGGUGAUCAGCCAAAUCAUCACCAACCUGUUCCAAACAUUGUAGAAAAUGAUGCGGAAGGAGUUCUCAAAAGAAAUAUUAUUGCCAAUCGACUGGUGUGAAUUCAUUCAUAUGGUGUGUAUAUUAACAUUGAAUUAAAAGGAUAUAUGACUUCAUCAUCUGUUGAAUAGUUAUUGUGAGUAAUUAAACAGAGUGUGAGUGAGAUUGUAU